This is a messenger RNA of Penicillium lagena, 2604 nucleotides long. Its product is annotated as histidine biosynthesis protein HIS4. Gene Ontology annotation, biological process: L-histidine biosynthetic process. Gene Ontology annotation, molecular function: metal ion binding; phosphoribosyl-ATP diphosphatase activity; histidinol dehydrogenase activity. The coding region runs from base 1 to 2604 and encodes 867 amino acids. The transcript is spliced from 3 exons. Lineage: Eukaryota; Fungi; Ascomycota; Eurotiomycetes; Eurotiales; Aspergillaceae. Gene Ontology annotation, cellular component: cytoplasm. The record is from RefSeq and is a predicted model, not a curated record.
AUGGCGACUCCCUUCCUUAUCGCCUACGACCCCUCCACCCCCACGUCCGGGCUCUCCCUCAAGCAGAUCGCCUACUUCGGCCGCGUACUGAUCAAGCCCUCCAACCUCGCCCAAGCCGAGCACUUCCUGCGCCAGAACUUCCGUCUUCUCGAUGUCGUCGUCGACGCGACCGGCAUACCCUCCGCCGGCGACCUGGUCGAUGUCCUCAAUGCUGGCGCCGUCAAGAUCCUGAUCUCCCUCGACCAAUUGACCACCCUCUCCGCGGAGCAAUCCGUUCCCUCGUCGCGGUUGAUCGUCUACGCUACAUCGGACGCCCAAUUGAACAGCCUUGAGCAGUGGAUGUUGGCCAAUGCCAACGAGCGGGACAGUGUCUGUGUUGCCACGGAGCCUGCGGCUGUCUCGGCUGCAGCGGCGCAGUUGAAGAUCCCCGCCGACGCUCAGCGCAUCUACACGACCCAUAAAUCCGAGAAUGUCUCGGAACAAGUGAUCAAGCAGACCAUGCAGAAUGGCGCAAUUGCCAUCCUCCCCUCACAAAUACUCACCGUUGAGCGCAACGUCGCCGACAAGAUCUCUGCCGCGAACCUUCUUGCGUCGCGCCUCGUGACCGACCAGGCGAAUGGCCUGUACGCGACAUCCGUCACAGACGAGCGUGGCUCGUGUCUAGGCGCUGUCUGGAGCAGUCACGAGAGCAUCGCCGAGGCGCUCCGCACAGGGACGGGUGUCUACCAGAGCCGCAAGCGCGGAUUGUGGUACAAGGGCCAAUCGAGCGGCGAUGUGCAGGAGUUGAUCCGGAUUGGGUUUGACUGUGAUGCGGACUGUCUGUGCUUUGUGGUUAAGCAGAUUGGGCGAGGCUUCUGCCACCUCGGUACAGAAUCCUGCUUCGGUGCCUCUACCGGUCUUUCUCGUCUUCAGAAGACUCUCCAGGCUCGCAAGGUGGACGCUCCUGCCGGGUCUUAUACGGCACGUUUGUUCAAUGAGCCUAAGCUCGUGGAGGCUAAGAUUAUGGAGGAGGCCGAGGAGCUGUGCCGGGCCAACACCAAGGAGGAAAUCGCCUUUGAGGCUGCGGAUCUGCUCUACUUUGCCCUGACCAAGUGCACGGCUGCUGGCGUCAGCUUGGAGGAUAUCGAGCGGAAUCUCGACCUGAAGAGUUUGAAGGUGAAGCGGAGAAAGGGCGAUGCGAAGGGUCCUUGGGCUGAGAAGGCUGGUCUGACUGAAUCCAAGCCUGCCCCUGCCAAUCCUGAGCCACCGGUGAAGGAGGACCGCACAACGCGCCUGGAGAUGAAGCGCGUGGUUACCGCUACCACGGCCCCCGAGGUGGUCACCGAAUACCUCAAGCGACCCUCCCAAAAGUCCAAUGAUGCCAUUGUCAGUCUCGUCAAGCCGAUCAUUGAGGAUGUUCGGGACAACGGCGACGCUGCAGUGCUCAAGUAUACCCAUAAGUUCGAGAAGGCUACAUCGUUGACCUCCCCGGUCAUCCAAGCGCCCUACCCACCCGAGCUGAUGCAGUUGACACCCGAGGUGCAGGAGGCAAUUGACAUCAGCAUCGGUAACAUCCGGCGUUUCCACGCCGCACAGAAGGGGGGUAACGAGGACCUCACGAUGGAGACCAUGCCUGGUGUGGUCUGCUCUCGCUUCUCGCGUGCCAUCGAGCGUGUUGGUCUGUAUAUUCCUGGCGGCACGGCUGUGCUGCCCUCCACAGCCAUGAUGCUGGGCGUUCCGGCCAUGGUGGCCGGCUGCAAGAAGAUUGUCCUCGCCUCGCCCCCUCGCGCCGACGGCAGUAUCUCACCCGAGAUCGUCUAUGUUGCGCACAAGGUCGGUGCCGAGAGCAUUGUCCUAGCUGGAGGCGCCCAAGCCGUGGCCGCCAUGGCGUACGGCACUCAGAGCAUCAGCAAGGUGGACAAGAUCCUAGGUCCCGGGAACCAAUUCGUGACCGCCGCCAAGAUGCUCGUAUCUAACGACACGUCGGCGGGCGUCAGCAUCGACAUGCCCGCUGGGCCCAGCGAAGUCCUAGUGAUCGCCGACAAGGCCGCCAACCCAGCCUUCGUGGCAUCCGACCUACUGAGCCAAGCCGAGCACGGCGUUGACUCGCAGGUGAUUCUCAUUGCCGUGGGUCUAACCGAGACCGAACUGUGCGCUAUCGAGGACGAAGUCGACAAGCAGGCCAAGGCCCUGCCCCGCAUGGACAUUGUCCGCGGCUCCCUUGGGCACUCUGUCACCUUCGCCGUGCGCGACAUCACCGAGGCCAUGGCCCUGAGCAACGCGUACGCGCCUGAGCACCUCAUUCUGCAGGUGGAGAACGCCGAAGCGGUCGUUGAAACGGUCCAGAAUGCUGGCAGUGUGUUCAUCGGCCCCUGGACCCCGGAGAGUGUGGGUGAUUACUCGGCCGGUGUUAACCACUCCCUGCCUACCUACGGCUACGCGAAGCAAUACUCCGGCGUGAACCUCGGCUCCUUCUUGAAGCACAUCACCAGCUCGAACCUGACCCCCGAUGGCCUGAUGGGUCUGUCCAAGACCGUGGAAACGCUCGCUGCGCUCGAGGGUCUGGAUGCCCACAAGCGGGCGAUCAGCAUCCGUGUUGCUCAGAUUCAGCAGAACGGGGCAUGA